Tigriopus californicus is the source of this 576-nucleotide messenger RNA. RefSeq names its product N-lysine methyltransferase KMT5A-A-like. NCBI's taxonomy places the organism in Eukaryota, Metazoa, Arthropoda, Copepoda, Harpacticoida, Harpacticidae. The record is from RefSeq and is a predicted model, not a curated record. Gene Ontology annotation, molecular function: protein binding. The transcript has a single exon. The coding region runs from base 1 to 576 and encodes 191 amino acids.
AUGCCCAAGUUUGUCGAAUGCAUUCACUCUUCCACAACUAGUCAGAAAAUGACGUAUGAAGUGGAACUCCGACGGUCCACCCGGCGAUCGCUUGCUGCCCUAGAAAGAGAGCAUCGCCAACUAAUUUAUCGCCGCCUCUCGGCAGAUAAUGACAAUGAGUGUCAUGUGGGUGUGAAAAUGUUCCCCGAGAAAGGGCGUGGAGUUGUGGCCCUCAGAGACUUUGAAAAGGGUCAAUUUGUUCUGGAGUACGCGGGGGAAUUGAUCAAUAUCGCACGUGCCAAAGAGAGGGAAAGGAAGUAUUCCCUGGACCCAAGUACGGGUUGUUACAUGUACUAUUUCAAUUACAACGACCUUAAUUACUGCAUUGAUGCCACCAAACAAUCCAAUCGGCCCAGCCGAUUGGUUAAUCAUUCGCGAAUCCAACCCAAUCUUCAAACCAAACUAAUCACCUUCCAAGGCCAACCAAGGUUGAUCCUCUUAGCUCGUGUGAAGAUAAAAAGAGGAUCAGAACUCCUGUUUGACUACGGAGAUCGCUCUAAAUCAAGCAUUGCGGCCCAUCCAUGGCUGGCUCAAUAG